UUUUAAACAAUGAGUAUUUACAUUUCUUCACCAUGUAGCGACUUUAAAAAGUCUGUGAUGAAACGGGAAAAAGUCUGUGGCACGUCCACUACUUUGUGCCAGCAAUCAUCAUCAACAUAUUUUAGGCCUGUGUGGCUCAGCAGCCAUCAGCAACGAGUGUCCAGUUUGUUCUCACUAAAGCUUAGUAACUUUUGAGUUUCUGUUGUCCCAUCACUACCCAGAGUUCACAGCCACAGGUGAGGGUUGGAAGGUAGAUCCUAAAUUGUAAGCCUCCGACUCAGUUCCCUCUCAGGGAUUGCUGAUGACGCCGCACCUGUUGGUCUCAGGCUUUGUUUUACCAUCACUGCUGAAGGAGAGCCAGAGGUACCUGAACCCUUUCAUUUGUGGAAGCUCAAGCUCCUUACACAUUUGACUGCAAACCUCCUGGAGGUCCUGGACUCAUGAAACCAACAGAACCACAUCGUCUUCAAAGAGCAGCAACAAAGUUAUGAGGUUCCCUGACCAGAUACUUUCCUCACCCCUCCUGACCAAACAGAAUCAGUGACAAGAGACAACACCAGACACACUAAUAGCUUGAUUUGUAUAAUUUCAUCAGUUCUUUGGACUGUGGGCUAACUUUUCAUCAGGAAGCGACACAGAACCAUUUUUACCUGCACGAACAAAUAAGCAGCAGCCCGGUUGGGUGCAAAACAACCCCAAUCUGGCAACUGUCCUUUGUUUCAGCAGGUGUCCCCCCUGUUCCUCCCUGUUUCAUGGUGGUGGUGGUGGGGGGGGGUUCUCUGCUUUGCCCCCCCGUCUCUCUUUCCUCUCCCCUGCUGUCGACAGGAGAAAAGAGGCCGAGUGAAGAAGAGAGGAGGACUCGGCUUCCUUCCCUCGGUGUGGUUUCCUGUUUGUAGGUGGGAGGAUGUCGAGACGGUUGCAGCAGCAUUCACACAAAGUUGCAGCUUCUUAUAACACUCGGCAACGCUCUCAAGUGUCACACUUCCAUCCCCUGAUUGGUUCUCGGUGUUUGUGUGAAACCUUUUUUCUGACAUUUUGCUGUUCUGAGCCGCAGGCCUCCUUUCCAAUUUCCCCCACCAUUUGCAGUUUGCAGUUGAAAGAGGACAGUUUGAUCAACCCACACGCAAACCAGAGAGCUGGUUGGUUAGUGAGUCACCUGAGGGCUGGUCGAUCACCACCUUUCUCAUCGGAGGAAGACGACGUAAGAGCGGAGGGCCUGUGGCAGGAGGUGAACCGAACCCCUCGACUCAGAAGGUGAUUGGGUGCAGCGAUGACAGAGCAGAGAGAGAGGGAGGAAAGAGCCCAGUAGGUUGCUGAAGGUGAAGAUCAGACACCAGAUCAUCAGGGAGGGAAGACAAACCAGGCGGACAGAAAGAGAAGAGAGGGAGAAAGACAGCAAUCGAGUCUUCAGACAUGGCCGAUGUUUGCUUAAAGUAGUCACCUCAUGUGGACCACAUACUGUGCGCCCCUAACCUUCACCGAUCCUCCGUCCUCCUCGUCAGCGUACAGCCGUCUCUCCAGUCGCUCCUUGUCCUCAGGUGUAGAUGAAACAUGGCCGACCUCUGGUUCCUCGUGCUUAUGGUGGUCGCCGUCUUCGUCUGCAUGGCCGUGCUGGCUGUCGCCUGUCUACAGUGCAGGAACAAAGGUCCUCUGGUGUCCAUCAGACAAGCGAAUACUUCAGAGGAGUCCAGUGAAUUCAGAGUCAUCCAUCCCACCCAGUCGACCAUUGAGCGGAACCCCAUCCAUCCUCAGACCGGCCUGCUGUCUCCAUAUCCACCAUCAGCCGAUCCUUUGACUCAGCGAAGACAUCCAUCCUUCACCCCAACAGAAACAGAAAGUAAUCCAAGUUAUGAGAACCCACCUGAUGGAUCUAAUUAUGUAAGCGGUGACAGCGAUGCUGAAGACGCUGGAUACAUAAUCGUGCUGCCCGAAGGUGAAGCUCCUCUGACCAAUCACAGCCGAGCCUCGACGCCCAGUUCAGAUGUGCGACACGAUUAUGAAAACGUCCCUGAGAAGAAAGAUCCACCAUCAGUCCGCCAUAGUCCAACCAGACUGUCAGCUGAGGGAGACGAAGAGGACAGAGAAUAUCUGAAUGUGGAUCCGAUGAAAACAUCACCGUCUCAAACCGACAGCGAGAGCGAAAGCGAGGACGACGAGGGCAACUACGUCAACGUGAACAACGGGACACCGUCCGCCUGACCACGGCGAGCCUUUCAGCUCCACCUGAAACCUCCUGAUGGUCUUCGUUUAGAAGCUCUGACCCACUGAGAGAAGAAAGCGAUGAGGAGAAGUGACUGCAUGGAGGACAGAAUCAGACGGGCCGUUUGCCUGGGCUGCGGUCUCACGCCGCUUUCACCAGGUUAAAGAGUGUCCAUGUGAUUCUGUCCGGGAAAUCUCACUGCACGUGAACGCCUCCCUCUGCUCCAACAGUUUCUAUGAGUUUCACCAAAUCUGUUCUUGACUUUUAGCCAUCAGUUUCAACUAUCAGACUGUAGUGAGAUGACAUUAAUUGAGUGAUUCGCGCUGUUAAAACCUGACGACCUUAAUGUUCUGUUAAAGCAGCAGCUCUCUGGCUGCAGACGAAACCUGAGACGCAGUUUGCCGCGUUCCAAUCGAUCUCCUGCUGUCCGUUCAAUAAACUGUUGCGUCACAUCCUGUAAAACACGGGUCGGCCCACCUUUCCCACGUCAGCAAACACGCGUUUUAUGCUGCGACGUUUUUUUACAGGAGUAAGAAACAGAAACUGAAACGUCCGAAAAAGUUCCGCUCAAAACGUCGCAGGUGGUGACGACUCCCAUGCAGUUAGGACACGCCCCCGAAGAGCAGCUUAAAGGUUCAUUCCGGUAUUUUCACUUUUAUGGAUUUUAAUAAGUAAAAAAAAAAAAAGAAUUUGUUUCAAAUUGUUCCUGUUGAUCAGUUUAACACAAGGGCAA
Molecule: messenger RNA, 2933 nt
Organism: Scatophagus argus
Lineage: Eukaryota; Metazoa; Chordata; Actinopteri; Scatophagidae
Exons: 14
Coding region: 1552-2199 (215 amino acids)
Source: RefSeq, a predicted model, not a curated record